CAGUGUUUGCAUUCUUGUUUACAGGACCGAGGAGGAGUAGACCUGAAAACCGAGCCAACCCGGUUUUCCAGCCCCCCUGGCCUGCGAUUGGCGCAUCCCGGGGGCCGGCCGCGGAGCCUGUAGUCAUCGGACGGAGAAAUCCUUCUGGAAUUGGGCACCCAUUUGCGUGUCUGUCUCGGCCUCCGGGUGCGGGAUCAGCUGUGCGAUCCCGGCCACCUAUAAUCCGGGAUCUGCCUCCGCCUCGAGGUUUAUGGAAAGCAGAUGUCUCGCUGCCCUGGGACUGAGCACAGAAUGGAAAUGACCAGCCCGGGAGCCCUCUGGAACCGGGGACACCGAGCGCAGGUCCUUCGGAGCCCAGCCGGGAGGCAGACUUUCCCCCUCGUGCGUGCUUUUACCACUCGGGCCGCUCGCUCCGCAGGCGUCAGGCGAUAAAGCGGUUUGACCUUCAGACAAAAAUCGGGCUGCAGGAGUGCGGCUGCGGGGGAGGGAAGGAGGCGGAGAGGAGCUGGCGCCGCCGCCUGGGUCGCCCGCCCGCCGCCUGAUGUCGUGAGCCAGCCGACCAGGGCUCUGGCUGGGGGCGCAGCGGCGCCGGAGCAGUGGCGGGGUCCCCUUCCCGGCGCGUUUCCUCCGCGGAGCCAGCCCGGGUCUCGCACAGCAGCGUGCAGGGUCAAAGACAGCCGGCCUCCCAUGUCAGUGGUCUAGGAUGGCCAGUGAAGCCACCAACAUCCCAAGUCCUGUGGUGCGCCAGAUUGACAAGCAGUUUCUGAUUUGCAGUAUAUGCCUGGAACGGUACAAGAACCCCAAGGUUCUCCCCUGUCUGCACACGUUCUGCGAGAGGUGCCUGCAGAACUACAUUCCCGCCCACAGUUUAACCCUCUCCUGCCCAGUGUGCCGCCAGACCUCCAUCCUGCCCGAGAAAGGGGUGGCCGCGCUUCAGAACAACUUCUUCAUCACAAACCUGAUGGACGUGCUGCAGCGGACGCCAGGCAGCAACAUAGAGGAGUCUUCCAUCCUGGAGACGGUCACCGCUGUGGCUGCGGGAAAGCCUCUGUCUUGCCCAAACCACGAUGGGAAUGUGAUGGAAUUUUACUGCCAGUCCUGUGAGACCGCCAUGUGUCGGGAGUGCACUGAGGGCGAGCAUGCAGAGCACCCCACGGUCCCCCUCAAGGACGUGGUGGAGCAGCACAAGGCCUCACUCCAGGUCCAGCUGGACGCUGUCAACAAAAGGCUCCCAGAAAUAGAUUCUGCUCUUCAGUUCAUCUCAGAAAUCAUUCAUCAGUUAACCAACCAAAAGGCCAGCAUCGUGGAUGACAUCCAUUCCACCUUCGAUGAGCUCCAGAAGACGCUGAAUGUGCGAAAGAGCGUGCUGCUUAUGGAACUGGAGGUCAACUAUGGCCUCAAACACAAAGUGCUGCAGUCGCAGCUGGAUACUCUGCUCCAGGGGCAGGAGAGCAUCAAGAGCUGCAGCAACUUCACAGCGCAGGCCCUCAACCACGGCACGGAAACGGAGGUGCUGCUGGUGAAGAAGCAGAUGAGCGAGAAGCUGAACGAACUGGCCGACCAAGACUUCCCCCUGCACCCGCGUGAAAACGAUCAGCUGGAUUUCAUCGUGGAAACCGAGGGGCUCAAGAAGUCCAUCCACAACCUCGGGACCAUUCUGACCACCAACGCGGUCGCAUCCGAGACGGUGGCCACGGGCGAGGGGCUGCGGCAGACCAUCAUCGGGCAGCCCAUGUCCGUUACCAUAACGACCAAGGACAAAGACGGCGAGCUGUGCAAAACCGGCAAUGCCUACAUCACGGCUGAACUGAGCACCCCCGACGGCAGCGUGGCGGACGGGGAGAUCCUGGACAACAAAAACGGCACCUACGAAUUUUUGUACACGGUCCAGAAGGAAGGAGACUUCACCCUGUCUCUGAGACUCUACGACCAGCACAUACGAGGCAGCCCGUUUAAGCUGAAGGUGAUCCGGUCCGCCGACGUGUCUCCCACCACUGAAGGCGUGAAGCGGCGCGUCAAGUCCCCAGGGAGCGGCCACGUCAAGCAGAAAGCUGUGAAAAGGCCUGCGAGCAUGUACAGCACCGGGAAGCGAAAAGAGAACCCCAUCGAGGACGAUUUGAUCUUUCGAGUGGGAACCAAAGGAAGAAAUAAAGGAGAGUUUACGAAUCUUCAGGGGGUAGCUGCAUCUACAACUGGAAAGAUAUUAAUUGCAGACAGUAACAACCAAUGUGUCCAGAUAUUUUCCAACGAUGGCCAGUUCAAGAGUCGUUUUGGCAUACGAGGACGCUCUCCCGGGCAGCUGCAGAGGCCCACAGGAGUAGCCGUGCACCCCAGUGGGGACAUAAUCAUUGCAGAUUAUGAUAAUAAGUGGGUUAGCAUCUUCUCAUCAGAUGGAAAGUUUAAGACAAAAAUUGGAUCGGGAAAGCUGAUGGGGCCCAAAGGAGUUUCUGUGGACCGCAACGGGCACAUUAUUGUGGUGGACAACAAAGCAUGCUGCGUGUUUAUCUUCCAACCAAAUGGGAAAAUAGUCACCAGGUUUGGUAGCCGAGGAAAUGGGGACAGGCAGUUUGCAGGUCCUCAUUUUGCAGCUGUAAAUAGCAAUAAUGAGAUUAUUGUUACAGAUUUCCAUAAUCAUUCUGUCAAGGUGUUUAAUCAGGAAGGAGAAUUCAUGUUGAAGUUUGGCUCCAACGGAGAAGGAAAUGGGCAGUUUAAUGCCCCCACAGGUGUAGCAGUGGAUUCGAAUGGAAACAUCAUUGUGGCAGACUGGGGAAACAGCAGGAUCCAGGUGUUUGAUGGGAGUGGAUCGUUUUUGUCCUACAUUAACACAUCUGCUGACCCACUCUACGGCCCCCAAGGCCUAGCCCUAACUUCAGACGGCCAUGUUGUGGUUGCAGACUCUGGAAAUCACUGUUUCAAGGUCUAUCGAUACCUACAGUAACGGUGGCCAGCCAGAUGUCCCCUCAAGACGGUCUUGCACUAUAAACUGGAAUGGAUUUCUCCACCCGGGACCAGAUUAUGACUAGACUUUUCAUGCUAGAAGGAAUCUUUGAUGAACUUUCCAUGGUUAUUUCUGAAUGUAACAGUUUCCUUAAAAAACUGCUCAUCCAAUUUCUAGAAUUCACCAUUAGGGUUUAAAAAAAAAAAGUCUUCUACUGAAUAUACAAACUGCGAAGUUUUACACCUGUGAACUAUGGCUUAUAGGACAGGGAUUUAUGUAGUUAAAUUAAUUUUGCAAAUCAAACAAACAUUAAACAAAAACUAGCAUAUGUAAAAAUAUUUGUUAAUCCUGUGAAUGAUAGCCUUUGAGCAGAGCUUCCAAAAACAAAUUCUGUCGUCCUUAUAUACUUUAUUUAACCCAGGUCAAAAGGCCUGCGGAACCUUCUAACCUCACUUUUACAGUAUGUUUUUUAUUUCUUUCUUUCCUUCUUUGGGGGGGUGGGGGAGCUGGUAAUCGACAACUACAUAUUACUUACUUCAAAAAAAAAAAAAAAAUUGAGGCUGUCUUGCAAAAUCCUCCCAGCUCUGAUUUGCAGACAACACUUGAGAGUCAAUGCAGAUUUCCCAGCCUUUCUGGGUUAGAUCAAAGAUCCUUUCUGUCUGUUCUUCUUACCUUCUCUUUCCUACUCACCUGGUAUCAGAAAACAAAGUACAUUUUCUGAGAAACCUGAAAAUCUCUGAUGCUUUGAAAAAUCAUCUUACAGAAGUAAUACUACCUUUCAGUCAACGAAUAGCCCCAUUAACUCCAGAUGAAUAUACUGGAACGUAAUCAAGAAAAGGUCACGUUUUAUCUGUGCCAUGUUUUCACAUGUGUCUUUCUUUCCUCUUCCACUUCAUGAAAGCAAGAGCUUUACCUUCUGCAAAAUGUCAGCACAUGUAGUAGGACACCAGUAUCCUAGGACAGAGAGCCAUAAGCAGCCCUUUGGAGGACCGAUGGUGUCAACCAAAGGCAUGUGGAUUGAUUAAUGAUUUCCCCUUAGCGAGUGUUACCAAAGUUCUGUUAUCUCGAGAGCAUUACAGGUAAGAGCAUGUUAUGGUUAUUUAUCAUUGUUCAAUGAAUAGUAGAGGUAUCAAGGGACUAUGUAUACAUGAUUAGGGUAAGAUAGAAUGUAUAAUAUAAAUAUAUAUAUAGCUUUGGUGUAUUGAAAUAGGCAGCACUCUGAAAGACAGAAGCAUUCUGUCCAGCCAUUCUUCAGCACAUUCCUUUACUAAUGCAGCUUAAGCCGUCCUUGUGGAGCAAGCCCUAACACAGGUUUGAUGUUUGCCAUUUCCCGGGAAUGAUGGUGGUGGCUGAUCAUCUUGUGUUUUCAAAAGAGCAGAAAAAUAAGAAAAACAGGUCAAAAUAAAAGUUGAACUGGACUUACAUCUGAACUAAGUAUAAAUGCAUUUUGAGAAAUGUUAAGAACAAUUUAGUCAAUCUUGUCAUUGAUACUGUAAAAUAAGAUGCAGUCUGUUUCCACUGUUUAAUUUUCUACUCAGUUCUACCAAACAGGAUGUCAUGUUUGAUGUUUUCAAUAAUGACUUUGGGAUCUUUUUCAUUAAAAGCACCUUAGAACUUGUACUAUAAGAAAACAUUUCCUGUAUGUAUUAUUAUAUGAAUGUGAUGCUUAUUGCUUAUUAAUUUAAAAUUCAGCCAUCGUCUAUAUAGGACUUUUUAAAAUUUGGAAGGGAAUCUAGCAACUUCCAGUUGCCCAUUAAAUUUAUUAUGCCCAGAUCAGCUCUGAAAAAAAAAAAAAAAAGCUUUUUCAGAAAGAGAAACAUUAAGGUUUAGUAUUUUUUAAUUUUUUUUUAAUUUUUUAGUUUUUGAAUUAUCAAGUCUAUGUGAUGAAGUUAUAAAAUCCAAUAAAAUUUUUAGAAUGUUAAACUAAGACAUUGUUUGUUUCCUAAUGCCAGUGAAAUAAGUCUUUGAUUUUUUUUUAAAAUUUUUUUCUUGGUGCUGGAAAUUGCAAAUGUAAGCGCCAGUUCUACCACUGAGCUGCACCUGCAGCCCAAGUCUUUGAAUUGAAAUGUUCCUAUUUACAGAGUCCCUUCUAGGUUCUAGGCACUCUUCUAGGCACUGGGAAUAGACUAAUAGAUAAAACAAACAAAAACAUCCCUGUCCCCUCAGAGUUUACAUCCUGGGGAAAGGAAUUUCAUUUUGCCAUUUACUAUAAAAUGUUCUGCCUAAAAGGGAGGCUAGACUCUUAAUAGUUCCUGGACUAUUUAAAAGAAAACCUUUUAAAUUGGUUGUUAAUUUUAGUUUAUUUUCAUAAAAGUAUUUUCAUAAGUGUAAAUGGCUUCCUAUUUAAAUUCUAUCACAGACUGUUGGGGUUUUUUGUUUGUUUGUUUGUUUCUCUGGCUUUGCAGUGCUGGGGACUGAACCAGGGCCUUGACAUACUAGGUAAAUGCUCUACCAUUGAGCUACAUCCCCAGCCCUAGACUAUUGAUUUUAAAACUAGUUUACCUACAGAGGGUUUUUUUUUUUUUCUUUUUCUUUUUUUUGAAGUAUUUGUGAACUUAGAAAUGAAUUUAAAAAUUAAUCAGCCGCCAUCAUAUCAUAUCAGGCCAAGUAUCUAAAUACAUAGUUAAUUUAUUUCCAUGUCAAUUUUGGCACAAACUGGAAUGGAAUAUAGAUAGUUUGAUUUGGACCUGUUCCACUGUCUCUUAACUAAACCUAUACUAUGGGCACUCCAGGAAACACUAUAUUUUUCCCCCAAAAUAUGUAAUCAUAUAUAUUAAAAUAUAGAUAACAUUUCAUACCUGGAUACAUAUGUGCAUUUACUGUAUUUCUGGUGAGCAUAUUUGGGGGAGAAAGUGCUGCUGAUAAGAUACAAAUAGAUAAGAUUUAAAUGAAAUUUUGUCACAUUCUAUGGAAAAUGGUUUCUGGUAAACUGAGAAGGAUAUUAAAAUAAGUGGCUUUUAUUCUGGGCUACCAUUAUUAUUUGGUUUCGCUUUGUCAAGUGUAUAGAACCUGUCAUACAUUCAUGAUAAGUAGCACUGAGAAAGUACUCACUCAAAAUUCCCCUGGGCACUUAUGGCAUAGUAUUGCCAAUUAGGAUUUGAAGGUCAGUGACGAUGCAUUUUCCCCCAAUACAGACCUCCCCUGCUGGACAUGGGGAUGGAGGGAGUUACUUGACCAUCCUGAAACACAUAAAUAAAAAGCCUUUAUGACUGUGUUUGCCAUUUUUUUAAUGGCAUAUAGUAUUUUGGUGAAGUUUUAGACCCCAUAAUUAAACAAGUCUCCAGGUUUCCUUAUGACUAGAUUUGAGGCCAAUUAAUACCCCAGAUCCAUGCAACUAUUGCACACUUGCUUCCACUACUAAAUAUACAGGGUAUCCUAGAAUGGAAUUAACUGGAAUAAUAGUACCUUACUUAGUAUCUAUGGAUCCUCAUACUGAAGGGUCAACAUAAAUGCUUAGGUAAUACCUACUGAAUAAAUUGGAGGAAACAGCAAGUCAACAGCAAAUAAUCUGCAGAUCACUUCAAAUGGGAAAAAUCUUUUUGUACAUUUGGAUACUAUGACAUCCUCUCUAUUCACCAGCUUCUGAAAAGGGAGGAGUGUUUUUAGUUGAAUAAUUUUAAAACAAGGCAUUUCCAGGCAGGAUAAAAUUGAAGCUAUUUGAUGCAGACCUUAUCUAAUUUUGCUUUAACCGGAAGUCGUAUAAUACUGUUGCUUUCUGUAAAUGUUGCAGGGUUUUAAACUUUACAAUUAUUUUUAAUAUUUUUGAUAUCUAGGAAUCUAGCGUUGCCAUAAAGGAAACUAAGUGCCCAUUAAAGAUUUAUUUGGUAUAAAUACUUUUUUGUUUUGUUUUAAAUGACAGUAAGCUACAAAUCAUGAUGCUAAUCUUAAAAACUUUCUAAAGAUGAAUUGUGUGGCAGUGAUUGUGUGAUCUGUUUGUGGAGAAUGUAUGAAAGCUAUUAAUAUUCUAGAAUAGGUUAAUAAAUUGGCUAUGUUGUUCCAAUGAAUGUACAGCACUUCCAUUAACUUUUGAAAGCAACACAGCCUUAAACUCAACUCAAUGCUUUUGCUUUAUGACAUGGGGAAUGUUCUGUCAUCAAGAGUGUUUUUGGUUUUUUUUGCAGUGCUGGGGAUCAAACCCAGGGCCUCGCGCAUGGUAGUCAAGCGCUCUACCACUGAGCUACUCCCCAGCACAACAGUGUAUUCUCGUAACAGAAUUCUUUUGUAUCAUUCUCAUCUCUAUAGCCUUUCAAUCCAAGGUAUGAGUAUGAAGGUUUUUUGCUUCCUUUGUUUUCUUUUUAGAUUUUGUACAUUCCAUCUUUAUAGGUCCGUUUCAUAUGUUUUGUGUAUAGAACACUAAGUCUUGCGCUCUCUGACAUUGAUACUGAUAUAUUCUUAUCAUUUGUUACUUUAUGAAUCAAAAUGCUGACUGCCUAUUUAAAGAAUGAACGCUGUGCAUCAAAGUGUUUGUAUGUUCGUAGCUACAUACGUACCACAGUAUUUUGGAUGCUUUAGUCUACAAUAAAACUUUAAAUUAAUUCUGUCUUGAAACAUAGGAGAAACAAGACUCGUGUAUAUCUUUACCAUGCACAAAAAAUCUCAAAUCAUUAUAAUAAAGCUUGUUUUCUCCA
Messenger RNA from Marmota monax (woodchuck), 7566 nucleotides. RefSeq names its product tripartite motif containing 2 (gene Trim2). Bases 704 to 2938 code for a protein of 744 amino acids. The transcript is spliced from 12 exons. Lineage: Eukaryota; Metazoa; Chordata; Mammalia; Rodentia; Sciuridae. Gene Ontology annotation, biological process: protein polyubiquitination; proteasome-mediated ubiquitin-dependent protein catabolic process; negative regulation of translation. The record is from RefSeq and is a predicted model, not a curated record. Gene Ontology annotation, molecular function: zinc ion binding; ubiquitin protein ligase activity; translation repressor activity.